GUCUUCCCUCUACCCAGUGAGACUGCAUCAAGAUGUCUCUCUAUCCUUCCUUGGAAGAUCUGAAGGUGGACAAAGUUAUUCAGGCUCAGACUGCCUUUUCUUCAAACCCAGCUAAUCCAGCAAUCUUGUCUGAAGCUUCUGCUCCUAUACCUCUUGAUGGAGGCUUAUACCCCAGACUGUAUCCAGAACUUUCUCAGUAUAUGGGCCUGAGCCUCAGUGAGGAAGAGGUGCAGAGAACCCUGCCAGUGGCAGUGGCUGCUCAGCCGCAGGGUCAACUGGUAACACGGCCCUCUACUAAUUACAUGGUAGCUCCAGUGACUGGAAAUGAUAUUGGAAUUCGCAGAGCAGAAAUUAAGCAAGGCAUCCGCGAGGCAAUUUUAUGUAAAGAUCAGGAUGGCAAAAUUGGGCUUCGCCUGAAGUCUGUUGACAAUGGUAUAUUUGUCCAGUUAGUUCAGGCAAACUCUCCGGCAUCCCUCGCUGGUCUGCGGUUUGGGGACCAAGUGCUGCAGAUCAACGGUGAAAACUGUGCAGGAUGGAGUUCGGAUAAAGCACAUAAAGUUCUGAAACAGGCUUCUGGAGAGAGGAUUUCCAUGGUCAUUCGGGACAGGCCUUUUGAGCGGAUUAUUACUAUGCAUAAGGACAGCACAGGGCAUGUUGGUUUCAUAUUCAAGAAUGGCAAAAUAACCUCAAUAGUGAAAGACAGCUCUGCUGCAAGAAACGGACUUCUUACAGAGCACAACAUCUGUGAAAUUAACGGCCAGAAUGUAAUCGGACUGAAGGACCCCCAGAUCGCAGACAUCUUGGCAACAGCUGGAAACGUAGUGACCAUUACCGUCAUGCCCUCCAGCAUUUAUGAGUACAUCAUAAAGAGGAUGGCAACUAGCAUUAUGAAAAGCCUCAUGGAUCACUCUGUUCCUGAAGUCUAAACCCGCAUGGUCUACGUGUGCCUGCACGUGUAUAUAAUGAUGAUUCCACUAAACUUGGGCUGUUAUACUCAGUGAUUUCUUUCCUCUGCACAUCAGCCUUUCCAGAGGCUCCGAGAAGAUAUGCUGCAUCAAGCAUUUGCAUCUACAAUGGCUGGGAAUGUUACAGUUCAACGUAUCUUGUUUCUUCACAAACUGUAAAACUUGUAGCCUUAUAUGCUUGACGGAUGUGAAAAUUCCAGUUCUGUUCCAACUUCUUUCCGUAGGUCUCAUUUUCCUACUCCUCAAAGCCAUUGCGACUAAAGGAUCCAUCCGGGUGUCACUUGCAAAG
Eurypyga helias (sunbittern) is the source of this 1254-nucleotide messenger RNA. It is a transcript of the gene SDCBP, whose product is annotated as syndecan binding protein (syntenin). The record is from RefSeq and is a predicted model, not a curated record. Gene Ontology annotation, cellular component: cytoplasm; plasma membrane. Gene Ontology annotation, molecular function: syndecan binding. Lineage: Eukaryota; Metazoa; Chordata; Aves; Eurypygiformes; Eurypygidae. The transcript is spliced from 8 exons. Bases 33 to 926 code for a protein of 297 amino acids. Gene Ontology annotation, biological process: positive regulation of transforming growth factor beta receptor signaling pathway.